AACACGUAUAUAUAAAUGUUGGAUAGAGAUAUCGUGACGCUUUAUAGUACGAUACGCGACAGCACGAGUGAGAUCAUGGAAUUCCUUAGUUUCGACGUGAAGAACCGAACCCUUGCGUUGCGAAGGGCGGAAAUACCGACGCCAGGGCCGAACGAAGUUCGAAUCAGGGUCGCUUAUUCCGGGAUUUGCGGCACCGACCUUCAUAUAUUGGAAGGAUCAUUUCCGUGCAAGAAGGAAGGUUUCCUGACUCUUGGCCAUGAAUUCUCGGGGACUGUGGACGCGGUUGGUUCCUUGGUAAAAAGCUUUAAAGUCGGCCAGAAGGUAGCUGUCGACCCUAACACCGGUUGUAAUACUUGCAGCCAUUGUCACGAUGGCUCUUAUCAGCACUGUAAAACCGGUGGCAUAAACAGCACGAUAGGAAUCUACAAAGACGGUGGAUUCUCCACGCACGCUAUCGUACCAGAAACCCAGGUUCACGUAAUACCCGAUAGCGUCGACUUGCAGCAAGCUGUCCUUCUCGAGCCUCUCUCGUGUUUGGCCCAUGGAUGGAAGCGACUUAACGGCGUUAACGUUGGUAGUAACGUGCUCGUAAUUGGCGCCGGUAUCAUUGGCCUUUUGUGGGCCUGCAUGUUGCACUUACACGGUCUUAGGAAAUCCGUGACGAUCAGCGAGCCUCAAGAGAAACGGCGGAAACUGCUAAACAAGCUCGAUCUUGAUUUCGAAGCAAAGAGCCCGGAACAAUUAAAGGAAACAUUCGACGUGGUGGUGGACUGUAGCGGUUCGGCUGCAGCUGUGCAAGCAGCGAUUCCAUUAUUAGGAUCAGGUGGCCGCUUAUGCAUAUUCGGAGUCGCUAAUCCCAACGCGAAAUUCAGUAUCGAGCCAUUCCAGAUCUACCUAAAGGAGCUGACAGUUUUAGGAGUAAACAUAAACCCUUUCUCGUUCCCUAAAGGGCUGGGCUUGUUGCGUGCAAUGGCCGAUAGAUAUCUUAAUUACGAUAAUUUAGGUAUUAAAGUAUUCUCGUUGUCGCAGUAUCGCGAAGCUUUAGACAGUUUGAAGAAAGGCGAGAUCAGUAAAGCAGUGUUUAAAUUGUAAGCUUGAAAAAUAAUUGAAAGGUUCGGAUGAUUAUGAAAUCAAUAAAAUGGAGUCCUAUUUUUUGACAAUGUUUAAA
Molecule: messenger RNA, 1168 nt
Organism: Bombus pyrosoma
Lineage: Eukaryota; Metazoa; Arthropoda; Insecta; Hymenoptera; Apidae
Product: D-altritol 5-dehydrogenase-like
Exons: 5
Coding region: 16-1092 (358 amino acids)
Molecular function (GO): oxidoreductase activity; zinc ion binding
Source: RefSeq, a predicted model, not a curated record